This is a messenger RNA of Vigna radiata var. radiata (mung bean), 1830 nucleotides long. RefSeq names its product MLO-like protein 6. NCBI's taxonomy places the organism in Eukaryota, Viridiplantae, Streptophyta, Magnoliopsida, Fabales, Fabaceae. The coding region runs from base 123 to 1772 and encodes 549 amino acids. Gene Ontology annotation, cellular component: membrane. The record is from RefSeq and is a predicted model, not a curated record. Gene Ontology annotation, biological process: defense response. The transcript is spliced from 15 exons.
AUAGAUUUGUUCGUUCAAAAUCGGGGAGCUAGCUACGCUUCUACUUGCCACUCCCUUUAUCACUCAUAAUCUACAAUCUAUUUAUACAUUCAAAAAAAUUAAGAAGGCAAUAACUGAAGAAGAUGGAAGGAAGAAGCUUGGAGAAUACUCCGACUUGGGCUGUGGCCGUUGUUUGCUUCGUUUUGCUCUCGGUAUCUAUCAUCAUCGAAUACAUCUUCAAUAUAAUAGGAAAGUGGUUGAAGAACAAGCACAAAAGAGCGCUGCAUGAGUCACUUGAAAAGAUCAAAUCAGAACUUAUGUUAUUGGGGUUCAUAUCGCUGCUUCUAACGGUAGGACAAAGUGUAAUAUCGAGGAUAUGUAUAUCAGAAAAGGUCGCCGGAACAUUCCACCCCUGCACUCACCAAAGCGACCACAAAACCGAUGCCCGGAUAUUACUAUCGGAGCUUUUCGGUUCCGAUCAUGGCCAAAAUCAACGCCGUAUUUUGGCUGCCGGAGGAACUGACAAGUGCGCGGCUCAGGGUAAAGUUCCGUUUGUCUCAUCAGAGGGCAUUCAUCAACUUCAUAUAUUUAUCUUCGUGCUGGCUGUUUUUCACGUUCUUUACUGCAUUCUCACUCUGGCUCUUGGUAGAGCAAAGAUGAGAAGAUGGAAACGAUGGGAAGAAGAAACAAAAACAACACAGUAUCAAUUUUCACACGAUCCAGAACGGUUUAGAUUUGCAAGAGAAACAUCGUUCGGAAGAAGACACUUGAGUUUCUGGACUCAAAAUACUGUCCUUGUUUGGAUUAUUUGUUUCUUCAGGCAGUUCGUACGCUCAGUUCCUAAAGUUGAUUACUUGACCUUGAGGCAUGGAUUUAUGAUGGCACAUUUGGGGCCUCAAAGUCGCCACAAAUUUGACUUUCGGCAAUAUAUUAAAAGAACUUUGGAAGAAGACUUCAAAGUGGUGGUUGAAAUCAGUCCUCCAAUAUGGUUCAUCACAGUGCUUUUUCUCCUGUUUCACACACAUGGCUGGUACUCUUAUCUGUGGCUGCCAUUUGCUCCUUUGAUCAUUGUUCUAUUAGUGGGAACUAAGCUGCAAGUGAUAAUAACGAAAAUGGGUCAAAGAAUUCAAGAACGUGGAGAGGUCGUAAAGGGUGUGCCACUGGUUCAACCUGGGGAUGAUCUCUUCUGGUUUAACAAACCUCGACUCAUUCUCUACCUCGUCAAUUUCGUGCUCUUUCAGCAGAACUCUUUCCAACUCGCCUACUUUUCAUGGACUGCGCUUCAGUUUGGGAUGAAAUCUUGUUUCCAUUCGCAGACGGAGGAUGUGGUGAUCAAAAUCUCAAUGGGGGUUUUCGUUCAAUUCCUCUGCAGCUACGUAACUCUUCCUCUCUAUGCUCUCGUCACACAGAUGGGUUCGACCAUGAAGCCAACCAUAUUCAACGAACGAGUAGCCAUGGCUCUGAGGAAUUGGCACCACGGAGCCAAGAAACACGUAAAGCAACAGAACCGUAGAUCACAGUCGCAGGCCCCUUUGUCAGGGCCCACAACCCCCGAUCAUUCUAUGUCUCAGGCCCAUCUCUUACGCCGUUGGCACAGUGAAAUGGACACCUAUCCCACUGACUCUGAAGCCCAUCGUCCCUGUGAGAUCGAUUUAGGCCCAUCAUCCAAGGUGCAUCAUCAGGAAAUGGAAAUGGAUCAGCUGGACCAUGGCCCACCACAAAAUGUCAAUGACCAGACUCAACACGAGAUUAAUAUUGAACAUGGCAAGGAGUUUUCGUUUGAUAAUAGAUGAUUAAGAUUUUACAUAGCACUUAGAUUUUACAUUAAAAGCUUGUAUAAAACUUGAAAAA